GCGGUUCAUUCUUGCAAAGUAUUGGCAUCGUCCUCUUGCAAAUCAAUACAAAUUUGAAAAAAAUCUAAAAAUUGCUCAACGGCAACGGCAACGGCAACGGUAUAGUAGAACAAAUAAACAACAAAAAUAAAUGGGAGAAGCAUCCAAUAAUUUUUGGGAAGUAACCUAACAAACCAUGGGUACACAAACCAGAAGUAACCAACAAACCAGUCUUGUGACAACCAAGAAGGAAAAAUACCUAUUGCAACAGUCUACAAAGCAGCGAUCUUCUCUGGGACAAGUCUACAAGAAUAUGAUUCUUACACGAUUUGAGUUCCAAAAUUAUAGAAUCCUAUGUAAUAGGCCGUUUUAAAUUAUAUAUUACAACAUUUACAACAUACAGUAGUAUUUAUGUUUAUCAUCUGCAGAAUCAUCCUCAUCAAUAUUGUAUGAAGACAAAUUGUUGUGUGGUUUGUCACGCCAAUGGGAACCUAGGAACAGAUUGGAACUCUUUGGAACUCGUCUCAGUUAUCCGUGGGGCACAAUGGCAUACGCACCAGCAGCCAUCCAAUCGUUUCUUCAACUCAAUCACAAACGCUCGCUGUUCACGCUGCUAACAGUCGGUCAGGUGUUUGGGCUGGUGGCAUGGGACUUAGAACCUUUGGAACCGGACCGCCCAACAACCAAGUUGCAUUGGUUCCGGAAACUGAUUCGUGUCGCCAAUCAAGGUUACUGUCUUAUGAUCAUCGUUGCAAUCGGUACGGCAACAGUUCUUCAUCAUUCCUCCAACACUGCGAACGCGUUUUUCGCCAUCCGAACGCUGUACCUGACAGAGAAUGUGAUCGUGAACGUGAUCGUUUUGCUCGCGAUGCUCGAAUGUCAGCAGAGUCGCCCAUUUUACGCCUCUAUUUUUAAGGAGCUUUUUAAGCUCGGCAAGAAUUUGCACGACUGUGAUGCGUCGAUCAACUUUUCCCAUGUAGAAGCGAUUACCGAUCGGCUGCUCGUCUGUGCCGUGCUGUACUUUUCCACCUCUUCGCUGGUGGACUGGUUGGCCGAUUACGACCCUUCCUGCACCUUCCUGUGCCACAGCGUGCUGUACAUUCUGCCGAACGUGAUCAACGUGCUGGCGCUCUACCAGUACGCCGCGCUGCAGCUGAUCUUUGCCGCGUGCUAUCGAUCGGUUAAUAGCGUGCUAGCCAGAUACCACGAUCAUCAAGCCCGCCCGAAAGUGCGCGAUUGUGCUGAACUGGUUGAGACACUGCGAAGGAUACACCUGAAGCUGGGUGAUCUAACCAGUCGGGUAGUGGGACGGUUUGGGCCACUCAUCGUCUGCACCGUGCUGUCCUCGUUCGUCGUACUUAACCUGGAGCUGUUUAACGUGUACAAGGCUACUGGCAGGGGCAGCAAACGGGUUUGGAGUGCGAGUGAAGGGUUUCGGCUGGUGCACACGCUGCUCUGGAUAGGGCUGCACGGUGCCAAGAUAUUGCUCAUUCUCUACCCAGGCCACCGGGCACGGGUGGAGUGUGCACGGACCGGACCGACACUGUACGAGAUCGCGAGUCGGUACGAAGCAGCCGGAAGGAGCAACAGUGCGCUGAUGAAGUUCGCUGGCCAACUGCUGCUGCUACACGGCAAACGGCACCACUGUAAGGCAUGCGGGCUGCUAACGCUUGACUUAACACUCAUUAGCAAGAUAGUAGCCGGACUUACCACGUAUUUGAUGAUUCUGAUCCAGUUUGAUUCAGCCUUUACCCAAGGUUCGCGCUGA
Messenger RNA from Anopheles arabiensis, 1747 nucleotides. RefSeq lists its product as uncharacterized. Lineage: Eukaryota; Metazoa; Arthropoda; Insecta; Diptera; Culicidae. The record is from RefSeq and is a predicted model, not a curated record. Gene Ontology annotation, cellular component: membrane; dendrite; axon. Gene Ontology annotation, biological process: sensory perception of taste. The coding region runs from base 524 to 1747 and encodes 407 amino acids. The transcript has 3 exons.